Anopheles darlingi is the source of this 2133-nucleotide messenger RNA. Its product is annotated as sodium-coupled monocarboxylate transporter 2-like. The transcript is spliced from 5 exons. The record is from RefSeq and is a predicted model, not a curated record. Gene Ontology annotation, cellular component: membrane. Gene Ontology annotation, biological process: transmembrane transport; sodium ion transport. Gene Ontology annotation, molecular function: symporter activity. Bases 159 to 1982 code for a protein of 607 amino acids. NCBI's taxonomy places the organism in Eukaryota, Metazoa, Arthropoda, Insecta, Diptera, Culicidae.
AAAAAAAGCAUCGUUCCGCGCCUUAUCGGACCACCUCCUUGGACGUCUUCUUGAGUAAGGACAGCCGACCAGCCGCUUCAGUCAGUGUGAAGCCAUUGAACGGAUCGGUCGAAGAGCUUUCCCGUACCAGCGAGCCUAGGCUGUGAACAUCGAGAAGGAUGGUGAAACCAAUUUCAGAGAACCCGCAGGGCCAGUUCUCGGUCGAGGACUAUACCGUGUUUACGAUCAUGCUCGGAGUGUCCACCGCCAUCGGUGUGUACUUUGGAUUUUUCCAGCGCAAGACAAACCAAACGACUGAAGAGUAUCUGCUGGGUGGAAGGAAAAUGAAAACGUUUCCGAUCGCAAUUUCACUGAUCGCCAGUCAGCUGUCCGGCGUGUCGAUAAUGUCAGUUCCGGCGGAAAUGUACUCGUACGGGGCCCAGUAUUGGAUUAUUGCACCGACAAUGCUGAUUAUCACGCUGAUCAUCAACUACAUCUUCGUACCGGUGUUCUAUAACAAUCAGAUCACGAACUGCUACCAGUACCUGGAGGAUCGCUUCAGUCCGUCGGUGAAGAAGUUCGUCACGUUUACCUACGUGCUGAAUAUCUAUCUGGUGCUGCCCAUCUUCAUCUUCAUACCGGCGCUGGCUUUCUCGCAGGUCAGCGAUAUCAACAUUCACGUUAUCAAUGGAAUCGUCUGUGGUGUUUGCAUCUUCUACACGAUGCUCGGUGGCAUUAAGGCCGUCGUGUGGACGGAUGUGGUCCAGGGUAUGAUCAUGUUCGCGUCCUGCUUCCUGGUCGUGAUCAUUGGCGUGAUAAAGAUCGGAGGGCUGUCGGCAGUGUUUGAGCGUGCAGGAGCUGGUGAUCGAUUGGAAAUUUUCGACCUAACACUGGACGCAACGACACGACAAACGUUUUGGACAUCCAGUGUUGGAAACAUAUUCCUUUGGACCGGUUACCUCGGCCUAAGCCAGAGCUGCGUACAGCGAAUCGUAGCCGUACCGAGCAUGAGCCAUGCCCGAUCAGCCCUCUGGAUCUUCUGUGUCGGUUUCUUCAUUAUAACAUCGCUGAACUGCUUCACUGGCAUCGUUAUGUUUGCAAAGUACUUUGAUUGUGACCCGAUCAAGGUAGGACUGGUGCAGAAAGCCGACAAACUGUUACCAUUUUUCGUGCAGGAUGUGGUCGGAAAUCUGAAGGGCAUGCCCGGAGUGUUCAUAUCCUGCGUAUUCAGUGCUGGUCUAAGCACGAUGUCCGCCAAUCUAAACUCCCUAGCGGGGUUAGUGUACGAGGAUUACAUUCGACCAUAUAAGCUGUUUAAGCACACGGAUGCAUCAGCUAAUCUCACGAUGAAGGUGCUCAUUCUGGUCAGCGGUGUGUACUGCAUUGCGAUGGGUUUGAUCGUGGAACAGUUCGGUCAUCUGCUGCAAAUGGUGGUAACGAUCGCAAGCGUAACACAGGGUGCCGUCAUGGGCAUAUUCUGUCUCGGAAUGCUGUGGCCAUGGGCCAACAAACACGGUGCUCUGUGGGGUUCGGCUUCGAGCGUUAUCGCCGUGUCCUGGAUCAUCUCGGGAGCGCAGAUGGCCAUCAGCAAUAAACAGCUCGCGUACCCACCGAAGUCUACCAGCGUCGAAAGUUGCUACGAGUACGGGUUCAACGUUACGGCGAACGACUUCCCUACCUUCCAAGCGCCACAGGACGAUGCAGAGUUUUCUAUCUACAACAUCUCUUUCGUCUGGUACUCGACCGUUGGCACGUUGAUAGUGUUCCUGGUCGGCAUACCGGUCAGCUACUUGACGGGAUCACAGGAUAUGCGUAACUUUAAGGCAAAGCUGAUCGCUCCACUCGCACAAUGGAUGCUUCCGGAGGAGGUACGCCAGAACGAUUUCUCACUCAAGGAAGUUAACCGAAAUUCGGACCCAAAGACGGUAAAAGAAUGGACCUUCACCGUCAACGAAACUCAGAAAUAUAAGGAGCGAAACGGCGUGAUCGAACAGACACUUUGAUUAGGACUUGAGGUUCCCAAACUUAAAACUAGGAAAGUACGUAUAACUUUAGCGUCCAGCGAUGGGUGUGAGGGUCAAACCAUGUAGGUCUAGCGUCAUGAAAUGUGUACCUGCACGCUGGACUCACCGUUCCUCUCACUGCUUCCAAGUA